UCCUCUGUCCAGAUGCCAGUAGGGCCCUACAGAGAAGCACGGGGGGCUGGGGGGCACAGUGACGCACACGCCUCUUGUGUGUGCUCUCUGGUUUGUGGGCCGCCGUUCUUUGCUUCCUCUUAACCAGGAGUGAUAGUUUCCUGAGGGACGGCGUUUAGCGCAGAGACUUAGUCCCCAGGCCCCUAGGCGCACCGUUGAACCCCUUUCCCUCCGGUCACUCAGCGGUGCCGUGUGCCUUCCCACGUGGGGUGCCCCCUUUCUAUUUUGCAGGUACAUGAGCGAACUGAAGAAAUGGAUUUCCUGUUGUUGGUCGUCCGCAAACUUCUAAGAACAAAUUCACGUUUUGUGAAGGUAGUCCUGAUGUCGGCCACCAUCAACUGUAAAGAGUUUGCAGAUUACUUUGCUGUUCCUGUUCAGAACAAGAUGAACCCUGCUUAUAUUUUUGAAGUGGAAGGAAAGCCCUAUUCAGUUGAGGAGUAUUAUCUUAAUGAUUUGGAGCACAUUCAUCAUAGCAGGCUUUCCCCUCACCUCUUGGAGGAGCCAGUGAUAACCAAGGACAUCUAUGAAGUCGCUGUCUCCCUCAUUCAGAUGUUUGAUGGCUUGGACAUGAAGGAGAGUGGGACCAAGACCUGGUCGGGCACCCCAUUUGUGUCAGAGCGGAGCAGUGUGUUGGUGUUUUUGCCGGGUCUGGGUGAAAUAAACUAUAUGCAUGAAAUUCUCACAAACAUGGUUCAUAAAAGGUUACAGGUCUAUCCACUCCAUUCAAGUGUGACUUUGGAAGAACAGAAUAACGUGUUUUUAAGUCCAGUGCCUGGGUACAGAAAGAUCAUUCUGUCCACCAACAUUGCGGAGAGUUCUGUCACGGUUCCAGACGUCAAAUACGUUAUAGAUUUUUGUUUGACUAGAACUCUGGUUUGUGAUGAAGAUACGAAUUACCAGAGCCUGCGAUUGAGUUGGGCCUCUAAAACCAGUUGUGAUCAGAGAAAAGGCCGUGCUGGACGAGUGUCUAAAGGAUACUGUUACAGACUCAUAUACAAGGAUUUCUGGGACAGCUCCAUCCCCGACCAUGUCAUUCCUGAGAUGCUGCGUUGUCCAUUAGGAAGCACAAUAUUGAAAGUGAAAUUACUUGAUAUGGGUGAACCGAGGGCUCUGCUGGCAACAGCCCUUUCUCCACCUAGCCUGAGUGACAUUGAACGCACCAUUCUUCUGCUAAAGGAGGUUGGAGCACUUGCGGUGAGCAGGCAGAGAGAAGAUGAAAACCCCCAUGAUGGUGAAUUGACCUUCUUAGGAAGAGUUUUAGCCCAACUUCCUGUUAAUCAGCAGCUCGGUAAACUCAUAGUCCUCGGACAUGUGUUUGGAUGUCUAGAUGAGUGUGUUAUUAUAGCGGCAUCUCUUUCUUUGAAGAAUUUUUUUGUGAUGCCUUUUAGGCAGCAUCUUGAUGGAUAUAGGAACAAAGUGGAUUUCUGUGGCAACAGUAAGAGUGACUGUGCUGCGCUUGUCGAAGCGUUCAGGGCUUGGCAGACUUGCAGACAUAGAGGAGAGCUGCGGCAUCCGAAGGAUGAACUUGACUGGGGACGGUUAAAUUACAUUCAAAUCAAGAGAAUUAGAGAGGUGGCUGAAUUAUAUGAAGAAUUGAAGACUAGAAUCUCACAGUUCAACAUGUAUGUUGAUUCCCGGCGGCCUGUCAUGGACCAAGAGUAUACAUAUAAGCAACGAUUCAUCCUGCAGGUUGUAUUGGCAGGUGCUUUUUAUCCAAAUUACUUUACUUUUGGGCAGCCUGACGAAGAGAUGGCAGUGAGGGAGCUGGCAGGCAAAGACCCAAAGACAACCGUUGUGCUGAAGCAUGUUCCUCCCUAUGGAUUUCUCUACUAUAAACAACUGCAGUCUCUCUUUAGACAGUGCGGCCAAGUCAGAUCCAUCGUGUUUGAUGGUGCAAAAGCCUUUGUGGAGUUUUCACGCAAUCCAACAGAGAGGUUUAAAACUCUUCCUGCGGUGUAUAUGGCCAUUAAGAUGUCUCAGCUGAAAGUUUCCCUUGAACUCAGUGUUCAUUCUGCAGAGGAGAUUGAAGGGAAGGUGCAAGGAGGGGCUGUUUCCAAGCUCAGGAACACAAGGGUGAAUGUGGACUUCCAGAAGCAGACAGUUGAUCCUGCGCAAGUCUCAUUUAACACGUUAGACAGAUCCCAGAUGAUUACAGAUCUCCUCUUAACAAUUGAUGUUACAGAGGUGGUUGAAGUGGGGCACUUCUGGGGAUAUAGGAUUGAUGAAAAAAGCUCAGAGAUUCUGGAAAAGCUUACUGCUGAAAUCAGCCGUCUGAAGUUGGUGCCCUUGCCGGUUCACCCACAUCCAGACUUGGUCUGUCUGGCUCCUUUUGCUGAUUUUGAUAAAGAAAGCUACUUUAGAGCACAGAUCCUUUAUGUUUCUGGAAAUUCUGCUGAGGUGUUCUUUGUAGACUAUGGAAACAGAGCGCACGUAGCUCUGGACGUCUUAAUGGAGAUUCCCUGUCAGUUUCUUGAACUUCCCUUUCAGGCUUUGGAGUUUAAGAUUUGCAAGAUGCGCCCAUCCGCAAGGUGUCUGGUGUGCGGCGAGCACUGGAGUGGCAGGGCCAGCCGGCGCUUCUCCUCGCUGGUCAGCGGCCGUGCCCUCCUCGUGAAGGUCUUCUCCGUGGUGCACGGCGUCCUACACGUGGACGCCUACCUCUCCUCGGCGCUGCAGGGCGCCAUCAACGUGCGAGACGUCCUCGUCAAGGAGGGCUGUGCCGAGCUGGCCGAGGAGCCCUAUGAGUCCAAGCAAAGCCAUGAAGUUCUCAAGGGUCUCUUUUCCAAAUCAGUAGAAUAUGUGACAGACAUGUCCGUGUCAUCCCCCCUGAAAGACGACGAAAAGUAUGUGAUCCGGAUUUUGUUAGAGAGCUUUUCUUCCAAUAAACUGGGUAACCCAAACUGCAAGGCAAUACUUCAUGGGCCUUUUAACCCUUAUGAACUGAAGUGUCAUAGUCUGACCAGAAUAUCCAAGUUCAGGCGCGUUUGGAUUGAGAAGGAGAGCAUCAACUCUGUCAUCAUCAGCGACAGCCCCGAGGACCUCCACCAGAGGAUGCUGGUUGCAGCUUCCCUUUCGGUUAACGCCACCGGGUCCACCGUGCUGCUGCGGGAGACCUCGCUGAUGCCGCACAUCCCCGGCCUUCCGGCGCUCCUCAGCAUGCUGUUUGCACCAGUCAUGGAGCUCAGAGUUGAUCGAGAUGGCAGAUGCUAUACUGGAGUCCUCUGUGGUUUGGGGUGGAAUCCGACUACAGGGGCCCCUGUCCUGCCGGAGCAUGACAUGGAGCUCGCGUUUGACGUGCAGUUCAGCGUGGAGGAUGUCAUAGAGAUUAAUAUUCUCAGAGCCGCUAUAAACAAGCUAGCGUGUGAUGGACCAAAUGGAUCGAUGCGUCUUGGGCCAGAAAGAAUCACACAGUUGCAGGAUAAUGCUCGGCAGAAACUUUUAGGUUUGUUCUGUCCAUUGAAACCAAGAGAGAAGAUUGUUCCUAAGUGGCAUGAAAAGCCAUAUGAGUGGAAUCAGGUUGAUCUGAAGCUGGUGAUGGAGCAGGCGGACCGGGAGAGCAGCAGAGGGAAGAACGCCUUUCUGUACCAGCUGCACAAACUGAUUGUCCUCAGUUCCUAGACGGGACGCAGGCUGUACCCAGCCCUCCUGGGGGCCACGGAGGCCUGUUAAAGGCUCCACCCGCGGGCUGCCUCCCUUUGUCCACUCGGUCUGAAAGGCCUUCUCGGUCCCGGUUCCUUUCCUCUUCAGGUGGUGGCUGGAGAGUGGUAUUUCUGUUCAAGUGGAAGAUUGGGAAAAGUCUUGUCUUUUCUAGAAACAGAAGAUCACUGUAUUAAUAAACAUUUUGGGAAAAAUUAUUUUGAAAGAAGACUUCAUUUGGAAAAAGAGCUGUAUUUUGCUUUCAAUUUACUAAGGUAAAUAUAAGUAGCUAAUCUUUCAUGUGAGGUUCCAGAACAUGCUUGUAUGUUCUAUUUUGUUACAGUGAUUUAAACCUGGGGCACAGGAGAACCAGGGCUCCCAGUUUACCACAAGGAGAAAGCUGUGUGUUUUUUCCAAAGCCACAUGGCAUUUUCUAAUUUUUUUUCCAUGAGGGAAAAUACCUAAUUUUGGUAAAACUACUUCAGUUUUGUAUAUUUUAGGUUUCUACUUAAGUUAAAUUCGUAGUCCACAUUUUGGAAAUUAGAGAGAUUACCUGGUCACUAGUAUAUCUAUGUUAAAACAAUAAAAGCAUUAGACUAAGUUUGUUUCUGACAGUUAUUAGUCAGAGGAUAUUAAAAGGUAUUUCAUUCUGAAAAAAAUCCAAAUUUCUAAAACUGAUAAAGGAAUAUAGACUUCGUUUUAAAAGUCAACUUUUGUCAGGCAGGGUUUCACCAGAAAAGCAGAGCCACUGUAAAUGCAGCAGUAAAUGAGAUCUGAGUUAGCUCUUACACGAGCGUGACAGAAGCUGGAGUGAAGGUCUGGAAGGGCCAGUGGGCGGAUCGGAGAAAUGGUCCACCUGAGCCGGCUGCUUACAGGCGGACAGUUUGAGGCUUGUGAGAGCACACAUAUUUGGUCAGCAACGUGGGAUCAUGACCAGGAGCUCAUGUAGAGAACUCGAAAACCACCCCGUCUAAGGGAGCUUCUGUAAACUGGGGGCCCGGCCAAGUGCUGUGCUGGGGCGGCAGCCAGGAAGCCCGCUGGAUGCUGAGUGUGCCAGCAGCAGCGGCUGCGCCCGAUGCGACCUUCUGAGCACACGGCCCCCACUUCACCUGUGCCCCAGUCUUGCUCAGCUGCUUCUGAGGCAGCUCAGAGCAGAAGCAUUCCAGUGGGGGGUUUCUGGGGAACACGCUUCCCACCUUACGCAGGAGGUGGUGCUACCAAGCUAGCAACACACCGUCCUUUGUUCAACUUUAAGGCUAAGAGUUCACCUGCCCUGUGAAAAGAAGCAGGAUAUUUCGACCCUGCUGUUUGCGCUUUGCUUUGCCGGGUGGGAGCGGUUAGCCCGUGUCUGCAGAGUGAGCGCACCGUGGGGUUAGCAGUGCAGGAGGACGGACCUGAGCCGUCGAGCACCCGUUCUGCUUGUUAGCUUUUGAAGAAAAGUUCUGUGAAUGGUUAAAAAAUUAAAUAGUACCAAAAGGCUUGUUUAAAAAGAAAAAAAAGAAAUCCAGUUUUUUGAUUUCUCUGGUUCUCACCCUCAAAGAAAACCAUUCUAAC
Molecule: messenger RNA, 5226 nt
Organism: Balaenoptera musculus (blue whale)
Lineage: Eukaryota; Metazoa; Chordata; Mammalia; Artiodactyla; Balaenopteridae
Gene: TDRD9
Product: tudor domain containing 9
Exons: 31
Coding region: 292-3654 (1120 amino acids)
Cellular component (GO): intracellular anatomical structure
Molecular function (GO): RNA binding
Source: RefSeq, a predicted model, not a curated record